Molecule: messenger RNA, 2880 nt
Organism: Patiria miniata (bat star)
Lineage: Eukaryota; Metazoa; Echinodermata; Asteroidea; Valvatida; Asterinidae
Product: carbohydrate sulfotransferase 14-like
Exons: 2
Coding region: 282-1634 (450 amino acids)
Biological process (GO): carbohydrate biosynthetic process
Cellular component (GO): membrane
Molecular function (GO): sulfotransferase activity
Source: RefSeq, a predicted model, not a curated record
GAUACUGAUAAUGACUAAUGUGUUGUGAGAUCACAGAGCUCAUGCUUCGUGGAUUUAAUAUAAUGUAUGUAAAUCCAUGUUACGUAACUAUUUGUUGACCACAAACCAUGGCGUCAGUCCGAUAUUGACCCACUUCAUGCUCGCUGAUUGAAUACCAUGAUUUUGUUGCUACUACCAAGCUACCGGGGACCACAAUGACUGAUAGUGCUACGCUGGUCGACAGCUCGGAACGGAUUAUCCUGCCGCUCGAAAUAUAAUGUAAUCACGCCAAUGGAGUGACAAUGAGGAGAUACAAGGGCAGCUUCGUUAUCGAUAUAAGGAGCUUGUUCACGGGAGCAGCAGCGAGCGCCUGCCACGUUUUCCCGGCCAUGUCGACUAAAGCGAUGCGACGAUUCCUUGCCUGGUUCGUCUUCACCAUCGCCACCACGGUGGUGUUUUUCCUUGGGAUCUUUCAAGGGGUGAACACGGGAUGGAGGAUGCAGUACGCGGAGGCCAUGGAUCGGCCCGCCGCGGCGGCGGCGGUGGGUAGCAGCACUAGACACGGCCCGCUCAGACGAGGCAUACUGGCGGACAACUCUAAAGGAAUCCACCAGGAAAAUGAGACUACUUUAAAGCUUCGAUUAUUGCAUCUCAGGAACGGACCGACAUCAGAAAUUCCCACCUUGGAUUAUACACAUGGUUUACAGAAGAUCGAGAACAGUUCGGGGAACUCAGGGGACACGCUACAAAAUAUCACACGAGCUCAGAUCAUCAGAUCCAUUCGGAACCACACAAUCCACUCAAUCUGUCAGGCUGAGCAACUGAGUGACGUCUCCAUGUUGGACCGGACAGCCCGCGAGGAGCUGACCCACCAAAUCAUCGUGGACGACGAGCGUAAGUUCUUGUACUGCUACGUGCCUAAGGUGGCUUGCUCCAAUUGGAAACGAGUCAUCAAGUUCAUGCAGGGUACUAUCCAGGAUAUAGGUGCCAAGAUCAAGAUGGACCACAAGAACGGCCUGGUGUUCUUAGAUAGCUUUACCCCCAAGCAGAUAAAGUACCGCAUCAAGAACUACUACAAGUUCAUGUUCGUUCGUAACCCUGUGGAGAGGCUGCUGUCGGCUUAUAGGAACAAAUUUGGGGAGGAGGCCCUUAGUCAGUACAAACAGCGUUACGCACCCAGGAUUAUCCACAAGUACCGGGGCAAGUGGGAUGGGAAGGAUACUAACAUUACCCUUGAGGAGUUUGUCCGGUACCUGUUGGACACGGGGACUGCAAAAAUGGACCAGCAUUGGAAGCCCAUGCAUCUACUAUGCCAGCCUUGCGCUGUGCAAUAUGACUUCGUAGGCUCGUUCGAGCAGUUGAGCGAGGAUUCCAAUUAUGUCCUAGACAAGAUCAAGGGGAACACAGGUGCAUAUUUCCCCCCACGCCAGGGCUGGUACAACCCCACCACCCAGGACAAAAUGGACGCUCUCAUCAGCGAGGUGGACCCCAUUUACAUCCAAAAGUUCGUGGACAAGUACAUCUUGGAUUUUAUAACCUUCGGGUAUGCGCCGCCGAAACAGUACUACUUGAAAUACAACCAAGACGAUGGCGAAGACGACGAUGAGGAGAAUGAGGAGAAUGAGAUUAAUCCCAGAGGAAGCAACGACUCGUAGCCGAGACCAUCUUUUUGAGUCCGUCCAUCCUGUUUUAGGCAUCAUGCUUCCUUUCUGACAGCGACAGUCAUCGAAUUUAAAUCCGUAGCCUCAAAAAUAACGUCACACUGCGGAUAGAGUUUGGUCAUUCCGAUUUGGGAAGUCGAAGUCCAUGUCAUUGUCGCUACCCUCCGGAGAAUUCUGACCUCUGCCCUAAAAAAAAUUGUUGAAGAGAACUAUUGUUGUGUUUCUUCUAAUCUAGAAAAUCAGAAUAAAUAUGCGAAAUUGAUUUUAUCACUAAAAUUUGAAUAUACACAGGGCUUCCAAUCGUUUGAGCUUUGACAUAUAUCUGUGUUGUCACCUCGUUGAUCAUGUUAACAGAUUACGAAGAAAGGUGAAAUUAUCUGCCAAAGAGUAUCUUCAGGCUACUUUGUAUUAUAUAUUAGUACGUAAUAGUCGCUAUUUUUGUACCUGUCCCAGUGUCCUGUCCAAGUAUUUGCCUCAAUGAUUUGUGUUGCCAGAGAUCACUCAGGACCAGAAGUGCAUCGUUUUGAGCAUUUGGAAUUUUAGGGUCAAUCUUAAAGGGGUAUGCCCACAUGUAUAUAGCUUUUUAGAGUUCGUCUGAACUAAUUGGCAUGCACUUCCCAAAUCAGUGUAGACCCUGUUUUGUCUAGUUUAAUGUACAUGCUUUUGGGGUGUUCAAUAAUAAUUACAAGCCGGUGAAGCCUCAAGGCAUUCUACUAAAAUCAUUAAGGAUUCCAAAUUGUAGGUCCUCUUUCUUUAAGAACAAAAACAUCACAAAGUUUCUCCUUUGAUGAGCAGAAUGAAAAAGGAUCAAUAUGAGGACAGGUGAAUGUAUGAAGACAAGAGUUUGGAGUGCUCUCCUUAACUAAGGGGUCUUGACGUGGUAUGGUAGUGAUGUUUAGUUUUAAGUACCCUUGAAUGCAAACAAAAAAGUCGAGGAUGCAAGUGAGUGUGUACAAUGAACACAGAAGAGUCUUGUCUGAAGUGCUGAGUUGAGUGCACCUCAUUCCGAGUUUACCCUCGGGCCAAACGCAUAUGCACUCUUUGUGGCGCAUGCCUAUUUGGCCCGACGGUAUUCUCAGCACGAGGAUCGUGACACUUGUGAUUAAAAAUGUUAAAAAUGACUUGUUCUUUUCUUUUGCAUUGUGAUUUUAACAUACAAUUUUGUUGGUUGCUGGAAACUUUUGUAGUUAAUAAUUUAAUAAAUAAACAGGAAAAUGUCUUCCAACUUUAUGAAGUUGAA